Plutella xylostella (diamondback moth) is the source of this 1446-nucleotide messenger RNA. NCBI's taxonomy places the organism in Eukaryota, Metazoa, Arthropoda, Insecta, Lepidoptera, Plutellidae. The record is from RefSeq and is a predicted model, not a curated record.
ACAUUUUAGUUUAUUCUGUGGCUACGUGACGUGCGGGCGGCUGGUUGCUGAAGAGCAAUCGUUUAUUUAAUUCAGAUUUUUUAUAAUUCUUACUGGUUUCAGCAAAUAUUUAAUUAAAUUCAUUGUUCCUUUGCUUCAUUACAAUUUACCAUGGAUGUUGAUGAGUGCCUCAAAGAAUGGGAAGAUUUAUUAAGCGAUUACAAGAGAUUGGAGACUGUGAAUAAAGAAUAUGCCACAAAACUGGAGGAAGUAGGCGAGCUCCAGGCGUCGUGCAUGAAGGAACUGAACCACCAGCGCUACCGCCUCACAGUUAUCAAUGGAGCACUAAAAAGGUUAGAGAAGAGCGGCGUGACACAGGGUGAUGAGCGCGUGGCGACGCUCGAGAAGGAGAUCAUGAAGCGGAAGGCCAUGCUGCACGAGAUCGAGGCCACGCUGCCGAAACAGAACAGCCUGUAUCUGCGCAUCAUACUCGGGAACGUCAACGUGUCCAUACUCAACAAAAAUGAUAAGUUCAAAUACAAAGAUGAAUAUGAAAAAUUCAAGCUAGUCCUGAGCGCCAUCGCCUUCUGUUUAGCUGUUCUUAAUCUCUCCAUAGACUUUAGGCCCCUCCAACUAAUACUAAUAUUCCUGCUCGUGUGGUACUACUGCACGCUAACGAUCCGGGAGUCUAUUCUCAAGGUGAACGGGUCGCGCAUCAAGGGCUGGUGGCGGCUGCACCACUUCAUCUCCACGGCCGUGUCGGGGAUCCUGCUCAUCUGGCCCCAGAACGAGCCCUGGGCGGAGUUUAGACACACGUUUAUGUGGUUCAUCGCUUAUAUUAGCGUGGUCCAGUACAUGCAGUUCCGCUACCAGCACGGCGUGCUCUACCGGCUGAAGGCGCUCGGCGCGAGGCACAACAUGGACAUCACCAUCGAGGGCUUCCACUCGUGGAUGUGGCGCGGGCUGUCGUACCUGCUGCCGUUCCUGUUCGCCGGCUACCUGUUCCAGCUGUACAACGCCUACACGCUGUACCAGCUCAGCUUUCACCCGGAGGCCACGUGGCAGGUGUCUUACUUAGCCGCGCUGUUCCUAGUGUUGCAUUGCGGGAACAUGUUGACGAUCCUGCGUACGCUGCGGUGGAAGACUCGCAGCGGGCUCAAGCUUCGCUACCGGCUGCGCGCCGCCGCCAUCCGCCUGUCGCACGAGCUGGCCGUGCUGGAGCAAAAAUGGAGACAGCAAAAACCUGAAACUAAAUCGGAGCAAGAAUGAGCUUGGCAUACAACCAUGAAUGUGAUUAAUAUUUUUAACUAUGUACUAAUAUCAAUGUUAUCUAUCUACAAAAUUAACAAUACCAAGAUAAUACCUAAUUUAUAUUUUCAUAUUUCACGACGGUGAUCUAAAUUUAUAGUAGAGGGAGUUACUUCUGUAUGAUGAAAUAUAGUUGUUUAAUAAACAUAUGAAGUUUUA